GGUAAGGUGGCUCACACAGCUUUGGUGUGUCUGCUAAAAGUCACUGUCCGGGACCAGCGUCGUUGGUUGAGGAGAGGAAGAUCUGAGUGAACGUAUCUGACGCAUGACACUCAGCCUACGUAAGCUACUGAGGCCAUUGGGACAGGCACUCGCACACAGACGCAGCUGAAGUCCACCUUUCCUCUCAGGAUUGUUUUCUCAUCGCAGCCGCUGACAGGUGAUCUGUCACCAUGUUCAAGAAAAGGAAGUCUGCCCCUAUAACGCAGCCAAAAGCAACGGCACCAUACUCAGAGCUAGGUGCUCUGGUUGAUAGGCUGCAGGGAAAUGCUGAUAAAGUGGAAAAUUACAUAACUGAUAUUGAGGCAAACCUCAACAAGGAUGUGGGUAAGAUCAAUGAGGGGAAGCAACCGCUGUAUCAGGAUGACACCAACAAGAGAAUCCUUAGUUGUCUGGAACUUCUAGACGGGCUGGAUGAAGAGGCUGUAAAGGCAAAGAGUCUCAAGCAUCCACAGGCUGAGAUGAUAGAAAAAGACAUGAAGCAACUGCGUGAGAGAGUGAUAAAGCUUAAAGAAGACCAUGCCCACAUCUACCACUUGAACAUCACGAAGGGGACACCCACUAUCAACUGGGGGGACUUGAUGGGCACCAAAGAGAAACAAUUGGCUGAAAAGGGCUUUGGCCAGGACCUGCCAAGUGUGGAAAAUGAAGUUGAGGAACACAACAUCUUCCACAGUGAGGUGGAGGCACUGGCUCCUCACCUUUCCGCUAGUGGAGACAAGGAAUAUGUCAGUGGUCUCCAGAUGAAGUACAACAAACUGCUGGCCAAUUCAAGUGCUCGUCAGCGUGACCUGCUGAGCCUACGGGACUACAUGCAACGCUGCACUAAUGAACUGUACUGGAUGGACCAGCAGGCUGAAGAGAGGAUCAACUAUGACUGGAGUGACACCAACCGGGAUUACCUUGCACGCCAGAAGCAGUAUGAGAACUUCAUUGGUAAAUGUUUGGAGUCCAAGGAAGCCACUAUCACCAAGCUGAAUGAUGAUGGCGAGAAGCUGAUUGCUGCUGACCAUCCAGCGAAGAAUGUGGUGGAGGCUCACAUGGAGGCAGUUCAUGCUGACUGGAAGGAGUACUUGAAUUUGCUUAUCUGUGAAGAAAACCACCUCAAACACAUGGAUGAGUACCACAAGUUCCACAAGGAGGCGCGUGACACUCAGGACUUACUGAAGCGGUUGGACACAGAGGUCAACCAGAAGUACAACCCAGAGUUUAAAGAUGUCUAUCAAGUGGAAGGUCUCAUCAGGGACAUCGAUGACCAGUCCAAAGCCAUGGAUCACUUUGAUGAACGGGUAAAGGCUCUGCAGAAGCGCAGCCUGCAGAUUUUGCCUUUGAAGUAUCGCCGGGAAACCCCGCAGAAUCUGCUCCCAAUUGAGGCUCUAUGCGAGUUUGACACAGACGAGGGUCAGAUUAGCCGUGGGGAGAGGUACACUCUGCUCCGAAACAAUGGGACCAGAUGGGAUGUGAAGGACGCAGCUGGACGUAAACUAACUGCCCCAGCCGUCUGCUUUAUGAUCCCUCCUACUGACCAAGAGAGUGUUGCCACCUCUGACAACCUGGCCAGUCAGCAAAAAGGUCUCAAACAGAAGACAGCAGCCUGUAAGGAUACUCUGCUGAAACGCUUCAAUGAGCUGAAGAAGGAGAGUGGGACCGGCACAGCUACAGACAAGGAAGAACAGCAGUGCCGUCAGCUAAUGGCUGGUCUGGACAGUGUCAUGGGUAAUCUGGACAAACAGGAGAAGGCCAUUUAUUCUCGAGUGCGCCCACCACUUGAGCAGAAUAGGCCUCUGCAAGACAGUGCUGACCGUCUGCAAGAUAUGGGGGACAUUGCUGCUGCUGUCAGUAAGAUUGAACCAGAGAAAUCCUCCAAAGUACAGGAAGCAAAGAACUUCUUGGUUUCCAACCCAAACUGUGCUAGUGCUCCUCAGCUAAGCACCAAGGUGGAUGAAACCAACAAGAAGUACAACAAGGUUAAGGAACUUCUGCAGUGCUCCCAGGAAAAAUUAAAGAAUUCCAACCAGUUGGAGACUUCCCUGCAAAAUGGAAAGACUUUAAUUUCCACCUUCGAGAACAAGCUAGCCAGGGAGGAGGUCGCUCCAGCUGACAUCUCAUCACUUGAGAAGACUCAGCGGGAACUUGCUGAAACUGGAUCAGACCUGAGGUCAAAAAGGGCAGUUAUUGCUGAGACAGAGCAGAACCUGCGCUUAGCUAAAAACAGUUGUGACAACAUGGCCACCAAAUUUCAGGAGCACUGCCCUGACAUUGAGAGACAAGAAGCAGAUUUCCAGAAGCUCAAUAAACGCUACAACAAUCUCAAUAGGCAGAUUGACGCAAGGUCUCAACAACUGCAGAGGGCAAAAUUUGCUUUAAAAAAUUACCGCAGUGAUUAUGACAACUUGAACAGCUGGCUGUCUCGUGUCCCAAAUUAUGAACCCCGUGAAACUGAUGACGCAGCACAAGUGGAAACCAAGCUAAAGAAUCAGAGGAACCUGCUUUCUGACAUUGCAAGAAAGGAAUCUGACUUGAACAAUGUCUCCAAAAAUGCUCAGCUUUACCAACAAGCCAUCAAGGACUAUGAGAAUGAAACCGAGAAGUUUAGAUCCAUCCUUGACCUUGAGGAUGGACUUGUACCCCAGACGUACAAGAGGAGCAGAAUGGAGUCACCUGCAGAGGGAGUAAAGGCAGAGGAAGCUGCCAUUGGGGCUAGAUUUACUGAGGUGAAUGCUGUGAAUAACCAAAGGCUGCGGAGUCUGGAGUUCACUCAAGGUCUUCUUAAACAGCAAGCGGAGUCCCCCAUGAUCCAGUCAGUUAAUGUCCAAUCAGUGAGUUCUUCUGCUCCAGGAGGAGAAUCUUGGAGAGUCAGGAGGAAUCUGGAAGAUGAAAUCCAAAAGCGAGAGCAGCUUGAAAGAGAAAUUGAGACCAUCCAGACUGAUAUCUAUGUUCUUGAGGGACAGAAACCACAGGAUACAAUUGUAAAAAAGGAGUUGAUUAAAAAAGUUCCUGACCCACAGCUGGAUGAAGAAGUCCAUAAGGUACAGCAGAAACUCUCAGAGGAGCGCCGCACAACUCAUGUCUUGGAAAAUGACCUUGAGGUUCUCAGGUUGAAGCUACGUGGCCUUGAGACUGAGGUCAAAGAAGGGGCACAGCAGUACACAGUGAAAGAGGUCCUGCGUAUAGAGAGAGACCGGGGUCAAGAGGAGGAAAUGCGCAAGCUUCGGGAGGAGCUGGAUGAGCUGAGGCGACAGAAGUUGAUGAAAGACAAUGAGAUCAUUCAGAUACAGAAGCAAGUGACACUCCUGGCUGAAGAGAAGAACAAGGAACAGGAGGUGAUUACUGAAGAGGAGGUGAUCAAAGUCCAAAAUGAUCCCCAGCUUGAAAUGGAGUACCGAGUGCUCCUUGACAGGAGGCAGAGGGAAAUGGAUGGCAGGAAGCAGCUGGAGGAUGAGCUGCAAUUUCUUCAGGACAAGCUACGAAGGCUGGAAAAGGAGAAAGCGAUGGCAGAGGAGAAGAUUUCUAUCAAGGAGGUGCUAAAAGUAGAGAAAGAUGUUGCCUUUGAAAGGGAGGUAGAAAAUCUCAGGAGGCAGUAUGAAGAUGAGAAGACCAAACGAAGAUCAUCACAGCGGGAAAAGGUUGAUCUCCAGAGGAAAAUUACUAGCCUAGAAGAGGAAAAGUCCAAGGUUGUUAUCCAGGAGAAGGUACGGGAAAUAGUUCGUCCUGACCCCAAGGCUGAGAACGAGGUAGCAAAUCUACGACUUGAACUUGUAGAGCACCAGAGGCGCUAUAAGGAUGCAGAGCUCCAGCUUAGAUCACUGCAGGAUGAACUGACAAUGCUGAGGAACAGGGGACCUCAAGUGGAGGUUAAGGAGAUCAUUAAAGAAGUCAUCAAAUACAAGACGGAUCCACAAACUGAAAGAGAACUGGAAAGACUUCGCAAUGAGAUUGUAGACAAAACUCACCAGACUGAGAAAUCUGAGAUGGAAACUCGCCAACUUCGUGAUGAAAUUCAAAGAUGGAGAGACACUAAACCCCAAGUGCAGACUAAAGAGGUAGUCAAUGAAGUGCUGCAGUACAGAGAAGACCCUAAAACUAAGGAAGAAAUUGAGACACUCAAAAGAAAACUAGCUGAUGAACAGAAGAAACGUCUUGACCUUGAGAACGAACGUCUAGCCCAAGAGGAGAAAAUCAGACUGAGGAAAAUGGAUCUGUCUCAGAUCCGUGAGAAGAUUGUCCAGCAAGAGGUUGUCAAAAUGGAAGAAGAUCCCCUCCUCCGGUCAGAGUGUGACACCUUCUCCCAAAACAUAGGAAAUGAACAGAAACUAAAGGAAAGCCUGAAAUCAGAGCUCUACCAACUGCAGAGACAAAAAACUGACUUGGAUCUGCAACUUGAAGAUCUGGAGCGUGAGCGUAGGGCAAGGCGUGAUGCAGAACUGGAGAUCCAGAGGCUUCGGGUAAGACUUCAUGAGCUUGAGAUUCAUGAUAAAGAAAACCGUGAAAAAGUCACUGUCAAACAGAAAGUAGUCCUACAGCAGGAUCCCCAGCAGGAGAAGGAACACUCCAUCCUUAAGCUACAACUUGAUGAGGAGAAGCACAAGCGCACUCUGCUAGAGAAAGAGUUGAAUGCUCUCAUCCAGCAGCAGAUCACCCUGGAGCAGAUGGAUGUGAAGGAAAGAGUUGUCCGCACUGAGAAAGUCCAAGUUGAGAAGGAUCCAGAGGCUGAAAUUGAGAUUGAGAACCUAAGGAGAACUCUUGAAGAGGAGAGGAGAAGAAAGCGUGACCUGGACCAGGAGUUGACCAGCCUCACUUCAAGGUUUUCUGAUAUGGAGUUCUCCAACACCAAGUCUUCAAAAGAACUAGACUACAUCCGAGAUGAAAGUAGCAGACUGCAGCAAGAAAACCAAAGGCUUCAGAAUGAGAUCCGCAAGCUGCGGUCUGAGAUUGAGAUCACCAGCAAAGAGACAAGGCUUAUUACUGAAUCUGCUCCAAGGGAGGAUGGAAAGAACCUUGAGUUGAGGCUUGAUUCCCUACAGAGGGAACUUGCAGAGCUAAGAGGCAUAACCACCCAGAAGGAUGAGGAGAUUGAGAAGCUUCAAAAGAAUCUGUCAGCAGUGAGAAUGAAGAGGGAACAGAGGGAGAGUCACCUCCGUAGGUCUAUUGUGAUCAUUGACCCAGAUACAGGCAAAGAGAUGCGUCCAGAGGAGGCCUAUAAGCUAGGGCUUAUCGACUGGAAGAUGUUUGUCAACUUGCAGAGCCAAGAGUGUGACUGGGAGGAGAUUACAGUCAAGGGCCCCAGGGGGGAAUCCUCUGUUCUUCAUGAUAGAAAAUCAGGGAAAAAGUUCUCCAUCGAUGAUGCGUUGCGUCUUGGCCACAUCACAAAUCGUCAGCUUCAGCAGUACAUUAACAAAGAAAUCUCAAUCCAGGAAUUUGGUGUUAUGGUGUCGGGACAAAAAAAGUGAAAACAAAUAUGCUAAAGAAAAUAUUGUUUGAUUUGAUGCUACAGUACUUCCUUUGUUCUGUGUUGUUCAAAAUCACAUGUAUUUUUCUAUUCAACCAUCUUGACUUCACUGCUAUGGUUACUAAGCAUUAGUUUAUAUUUUAACCAUGAUUUAAAAAUGCACUAUAUAUUUAUUUGCUUAUGCAUUUAAUAAUCAGUUUAACAAGCAUGUAUGAAUGAAUUGACAUAACUGUCACAGCCAACUACAUAGCAUUUUAUAAGGGAAAAAGUUUGCUUUGCCAACAUCUUAAUUUGUAAACUGAGUACUUUAAAAGUUUCUCAUACUGUGUGUUCCAUUGCAGCUGAAACUGACAAGGGUUAUAAUUUUUUCUGGGUUUAUUUUCUUCAGGUUCCUCUUAAUGUGUGCUCUGUAUUUUUCAAUAAA
Cheilinus undulatus (humphead wrasse) is the source of this 5930-nucleotide messenger RNA. It is a transcript of the gene ppl, whose product is annotated as periplakin. NCBI's taxonomy places the organism in Eukaryota, Metazoa, Chordata, Actinopteri, Labriformes, Labridae. The transcript has 22 exons. Gene Ontology annotation, cellular component: cytoplasm; membrane; intermediate filament. Gene Ontology annotation, molecular function: structural molecule activity; cadherin binding. The record is from RefSeq and is a predicted model, not a curated record. Gene Ontology annotation, biological process: intermediate filament cytoskeleton organization; wound healing. The coding region runs from base 231 to 5507 and encodes 1758 amino acids.